Molecule: messenger RNA, 3122 nt
Organism: Anneissia japonica
Lineage: Eukaryota; Metazoa; Echinodermata; Crinoidea; Comatulida; Comatulidae
Exons: 8
Coding region: 458-1969 (503 amino acids)
Biological process (GO): gamma-aminobutyric acid signaling pathway; G protein-coupled receptor signaling pathway
Cellular component (GO): membrane; G protein-coupled receptor heterodimeric complex
Molecular function (GO): G protein-coupled GABA receptor activity
Source: RefSeq, a predicted model, not a curated record
GCCGUGACAACGCAACUCUCCGAAAUUGGCUGGAAUGAGAUUGAGCAGUAAUACAAUAUGUUGGAAUUGUGAAAGCAUCGUCUGUAUAAUUUUUCACUUCGCGGAUAACUAGCGUUUUUACAUCGUUUCAGCACGUGUGCAAAUCUUUCUCUGUAAGCCUUUGUGGUGGGGAUCUAACGACUGUCUUUUGUAGAACAAGAUUGAAAGAAGGAUACGUUCUAUUGGAAUCUGUUGAAUCCUGAAAAUUGAGGCAAGUAGGCCUACAUCGUGGAUUUUUACACGUCAACAGUCAUCAUUGGCAAUCUUAAGCACAGGCUCUGGAAAACAUAGGCUUUACGGUUUCCAUCAAAGCUGCACAAAAUUUAGGAAGGAUGGAAUAUUAAGAAACGCUUGAAGCAGCCAAGCCAAGAAAUUCCGUAAUUAGAUUAAAAAAUAUGAACAACUUCAGCAGCAUACAAUGAAUGGAAAUUCGACAGACAUGAACCUCUCGUUGGAGGAGUGGGACGAGGUGACUGUGUCACCGAUUCUGUUCGGGAUCGUCUGCUCUCUGUCGGCAGCCGGUAUGUGUUUGGCGUUGUUUUUCAUGACGUUUAACAUCAAACACCGCCGUAACAGAAUUGUGAAGAUGUCAAGCCCAAACCUUAAUGUUAUAAUGCAAUUGGGAGCAAUCAGUCUUUACGCAUGCCCAGUUUUGUUUGGAAUAGAGGGCGUUGGCAGUGGCUCGGAUACAUUACUCACGGGAUUCUGUCAGGCACGAGUAUGGUGUUUAACUAUUGGUUUCACAUUAGUUUAUGGGACAAUAUUCAGUAAAUCGUGGCGGGUCCACACGAUCUUCAAAAGUGCAAGUGUGAAAAGAACGGUAUUUCUACGAUUUAUAAUAAAUUUCGUACACCACCAAAGUGUUUUAUUUUUUUUUAAAUUAUUAUUUCUAAAGUUGAAAGCUUGGAAGGAAAACCCACAAGCCAACUUAUCAAGAGCUAUAACAGCAUCGUACCUGGCAUGCUCAGGAAACGCUUCUUUCAACAAAAUUGAAGAGGAAUUGUUUUUGUUAUCGGCAGAAAAUGUAGCGCUCAAAAAGUCCUUAUCCGAGAAAGAUGAAACCAUCAAAACGAUGCAAGAACAUGUACAGAACGCACGCGAAAAACUGGAACAACUACAAGUGGACGGAGAUGCGAGACAAGACAGCGGAUGUGACGUAGACAUGUCUUCGUCUUCAACCGGUAAUGAUGACGUAGACAUUUCAAGAGAUACUGCAUUGGACGAAACUGGUACCAUGACCCUAGGAAACAGUGUAUUAUAUCAGACAGGUCCAGUAUUAGCGGUCAAUGGACUCGACCUUCAUCAACUUACAAGAACAGAAAGUUUAGACAGAUUUAGCAAUGUUAGGAAAAGGCCCCCACGAGAUAGGAACAGCUUGCGUAGUAUCAACAGUUGUCUUACUGCGACAUCUACGAACAAUUUUGCAGACUUAAAAGAUUCAAUUGCUAAAAAUCUCCAUGUUGCACAUACGCUGUCCUCGACGCUUAGAAGCUCAAUCGCAGACGAGUUGAACUCCUGCAGAAAACGACCAAUGUAUCAUGAAAUAGCCGACACAGAAAGAGACAUUGCGCAUGCGUUUCAACAAAGCUACAACUUUGAUAACGCGGAUGUAUUAUCCGUGAUAAGCAAUGGUAGUGUCUUUACAUACGAUAAUCCCGUGUUCAUGAGAGGUAGUGAUUUUCGGCUAAGUGGUAGUAGUUACUAUACUGGUCGCACAAGUAGACAUUCAAGUUUUAGAUCCAUUGCGAGUUUUGCCUCGGAUCUUACUGACAGAAGUCGUGCGUCUUCGUUUUCGAGAAAGCUUAAAUGGCCACGAUACAUCCCGCCUCAACAAGAUCACUUAAUCCCUCCGCCAACUCACGAUUUGCCAAGAGUUGUAAAAAUUGAAAUGGUAAGGUCAACGGGGAAAAUGAAUUCCACAUACGUAUGACGUAAUUAAUAUUAUGAGUUUCAAUUAAGGUAACGCCGAAUUAAAUGCCUAACACCAAGUACGUUUCGAUGCCUUCACCACCAAAAUAUUUUGUUGAAUUUUAUUUCGAUAUGUUGCAAAGGCAAGUAAACAAUUGACUUUCCUGUAUCAUGUUUUAUCCACGCUAUCAAGCUUUUAUGACAAAUUAUGAUUUGCCCGUGUGAUAUGACAUCCGAUGGAAGUAAUGGCAAAAUCACAUGUCGCAUAAAAGGGGAUAGUGUGGACAGAGCUUUAUUUUAUUGCGUAAUCAAACGAACGUGUGUGGAUCGAAAACACCUUUGAAUUAAGAUGUAAUAUAUUCAAUUAAAUACUCAAAUGCAAGUUUGUGUUACGUAUCGAAUUAUUAUUGAUGACGAAAUAGUGGAUGAAAAUAGAGAGGAUGGUGAACAUGUAUGUGUGAAGUUUUUGGAAGGGCUAUGUUUGUGAUGUUUGUUUGGGGUAUUAUAGUGGUGAGUAUUAUAGAGGGCGUGGUACUGGUGUUGAGAAGAGUGUGUGGUGUUCGCUAAUGACAGUGUUAUACUCCUUAUUCCCUGGUCCGUAGACGAUAAAGUUUUUUUGCAAGAACAAUAAUGUGUGUGACGCCAGGUAUAAACUGUUGAAAUAUAACAAUAUAAUAUAAAUAUAUUAGUAAGCUUAUUAAAAUGUAUAUUUACUAUAUUAGUACAUAAUAUUAUCUGCUGCUGUAUUUUUGACAAAAAUUAAAUAUCUAUGGUAUUAGUCUGUUGAUACAGUGUAGAUUUGGACAAUAUUGAAGACGUGACAAACACCUAAGAAUCCUUAUAAGUUGAGUUUGAUAACUUAAACAAUUAGGUUACUCUGAGUUAUAAUAGUAAGGGAACGGACUAUAUCUAUGGUCAUAAAUAUCAACAAUUAAAAUAGAUUCAAGUAAUUACCUUUCCACAAAAAAUUUAUAUCAAGAUAGUCCUAUCUUAUGCCAUAAACUCAGAGCCUAUAAUGAAUUCGUUGUUAUGAAUCGCAAAAUAGAAUAUUUAUAGGCAUGCAGUUUGACAAUAUUAAUGAAAGAAAAUAUGUACUGUAUUUCAAUUGACUACCUUAUGUUUAUUUAUGACUGUAUUUGACGUACAUUGAAUAAAUACUACUGACGCUAUUCCAA